Molecule: messenger RNA, 2639 nt
Organism: Ctenopharyngodon idella (grass carp)
Lineage: Eukaryota; Metazoa; Chordata; Actinopteri; Cypriniformes; Xenocyprididae
Product: Na(+)/H(+) exchange regulatory cofactor NHE-RF2
Exons: 7
Coding region: 145-1221 (358 amino acids)
Biological process (GO): protein localization to plasma membrane
Cellular component (GO): apical plasma membrane
Molecular function (GO): protein-membrane adaptor activity; signaling receptor binding
Source: RefSeq, a predicted model, not a curated record
UCUUAUUCACGCCACACAGUUUCUCAGUGGACAGCAGCGGUACCAGUUGCGUUUCUCUCUCCGUGGGCAGAAUGUCUCAUGGAGGAGUUUUGGAUGCGCCUAUGAACAUCCACAGUUUGGAUGUGAAGACAAAAGCGGAAUACAAUGGCAAGUGAUUUGAAGCCUCGGUUGUGUGUAAUGAAGAAAGGAGAGAACGGCUACGGGUUUCAUCUGCACGGAGAGAAAGGAAAAACCGGACAGUACAUACGGAAAGUGGAACGCGCGUCCCCGGCUGAGGCAUCGGGACUGCGCGCGGGUGACCGUGUGGUGGAGGUGAACGGCGAGAACGUGGAGAGAGAGACACACCAUCAGGUGGUGCAGCGGAUCAAAGCCGUGGAACAUGAGACCAGACUGCUGGUGGUUGACCGGGAGACUGACGAGUACUUCCGCAGCCUGCGUCUCACCUGCACGGAGGAAAUGGCCAUCCGAACGAGCCCUGCAGCCACGACCCCGUCACCCUCUCCGUCCACCAGUAAACAGGGCAAUGGAUCGGUGUCCAAACGAAGCGAGAUCUCCAAACCCAUCAGGAAACCUCCGUCACGAGCUCCUAAGAAGGAGGUUCAGCCCUCACCAGAGUCCUCGACACGGGAUCCAUCUGAGCUUCUACCGAGACUGUGUCACCUGGUUCGGUCCGACGCGGGUUACGGCUUUAAUCUCCACAGUGAGAAGUCCAGACCGGGCCAGUACAUACGGGCUCUGGACCCCGGCUCGCCCGCUGACCGCGCUGGACUCAAACCGCAGGACAGACUCAUAGAGGUGAAUGGAGUGAACAUCGAAAGCAUGAGACAUGCUGAAGUUGUGGCCUUCAUCAAGAACGGCGGUAACGAGACGCGUUUACUAGUGGUGGAUCCAGAUACAGAUGAGCAUUUCAAAAAGUUGGGCAUCACCCCCACCAGUAUCCAUGUCAAAGAUUUUGACGAGUCCAUAACUAACGGCUCCAACAGCCCACACGUGAACGGGACGUCUUCACGAUCCACAUACUCAGACGGCAGCAGUCAGGACACAAACAUACAGUUCUCGAGGGAGAGCAGCAGCCAUCUUCUCGACCCGUUUGAAGAAAUAGGCCUGUGUUUGAGCCCGACGGCAGCAGAGGCUAAAGAGAAAGCCCACGCCAAGCGUGCCAGAAAGAGAGCGCCCCAGAUGGACUGGAACAAGAAGCAUGAGAUUUUUAGCAAUUUCUGAACCUGCUUCCCAGCCCCCAGAGACGCCCCCCUACAUGUGUUGCAUUCAGCGCCCUGGACACUUGACUGCUUUUGAUGAAAAAAGAGGCACCUAUUUUUGUAGAAAAUGAAAACUUGAACCAUAAAAAGUUCACCCGGAGGGGAUAAUGUAAGUUACACAAUAGGGUUUCUGUCUUAUAAAUGGCUUAGAAAGUCAGCAGAGGGAAAAGCGACGGUAUAAAGGGAUUUCUGCGCCAUUUUGUUUUCAUGCUUUUUUUUCCGGCUACUUCUACAUACAGGUAGUAAGGUUAACAGUAACGUAUACAAUGGAAUAUCAAAAGCCAAACGAGACUGCAUAUGGACUACCACAGCAUGCGAACUGUGAACUCGACGGAACAAAAUCAUCUUAUCCCAUUUAGAAGAACCAAAAUAAUGAAGCUUGUUUUAUGUCGUACAUGUUUUAUGUGAAUCACCAGUGAAUGAGAACUGUACUUUUGCCAAAGACACAACCUAUAAUCAGCCAGAUCAGCUGAUGUUUUAUACUUUUGGAUUGUUUUGAAGGGACUGUUCACUGUUGGAUAUCAAGGAGAAAGUGUCUUGGAAUUACUGAGAUCCUAAAAACUGGACUGACCCAGAAAGGGGAUUGUGCAAGGGAAUUGCACAUCUUUUCCUCAACACUAGAGGGCGCCGUUAACGCACUCUUGGUCAUUAUUAAAGAAUAUAACAGAACAUGUUCCACCAGCAGAGGGAGCAUCAUGACACACGGCUCAUUUGACUGCAAGAGGAUUGAAACUUUUGCAUUGAACAAGUGCAGAGUUGCAAGAUAGGCCACAAAGAGUUGUUGCUGAAUGUACAGUAUAUUGUCUACUGGUGCAUUCUGGGAUGUGGAUGGAUACAGACAGAUGGCACGCAAGAAACUGAAUCGGUUUAGGAAGAAAAGCAAAUCUUAAGUAAUAAACCUCGUAAAACGAUAAAGAGUAACGUACAUCUUAUCUAUAUGGAGUUUGAGGAACAGAUCUAUCAGUAUUGAUGCUGUGAGGGUCACUGAACUUUGUGCAUAAAGACAGCUGGAUUUACACAUUACACUGACCCUCAAACUCAUCUCAGACAUGGCUGAUUGGGCUGGAGGAUUCCCACCUUUAUUUUGGUACAGUCAAUAAUGCAGACAAUCAUAAAAGCUUUUAAGAGAGCGCUAUAUAUGCAUUUACUGCACACAUAUUGUGAUAUAUAGCAUCAGCAUUACUAUUAUUCAUCUUAAUAAUUCAUGAUACAUUCCAUGUUUGCAAUUUAGUAUUAAUGUAGUUGAGUAGUCUCUGUUUUUUUCUUUUCUGUUGCUCCCCUAUGCCGCCAUUGAGCACUAAUGGGAAAUCAUUUCCUAUCAGAAAUAUUCAUAUUAGUAUUAUUUUUUUCAAUAAAGUGUGACAAUCACAUUCUGAAUAA